Emericellopsis cladophorae is the source of this 4428-nucleotide messenger RNA. Its product is annotated as Reticulocyte-binding protein-like protein. The coding region runs from base 1 to 4428 and encodes 1475 amino acids. The record is from RefSeq and is a predicted model, not a curated record. The transcript has 3 exons. Gene Ontology annotation, molecular function: protein binding. Gene Ontology annotation, cellular component: nucleoplasm. Lineage: Eukaryota; Fungi; Ascomycota; Sordariomycetes; Hypocreales; Bionectriaceae.
AUGGAUGCGCGCAAUGCUGCCGAGCCGGAUCAGACGAGGCCUGCUGACGCCCAAUCACCCAGACAGCAGCCGCAGCAAACCAGGCCCGAUACUAGCCUCGCUGGCAAAGCAUCGUUACCACAAGAAGAUCCUCUGGACGAAAGCUCGGUAACGCAGCACAGGCCGGCAUCGGGCAGCCCUGGCCCGGCCAGACAACGACGCAAUAGUGACAGCUUUCAACACGACGACAGCGACUCGGAUGCCGAGACUAUCGUACUAGCUGGCAAGGAUGGACAAUCUCCCUCCAAGGUUCGCAAGGUCAGACAGGAGGAUAAGAGCGACAUCGACAUGGACGGAACCACAGAGAGCACGUCGAAUCGAGAGGAUCGUGGCGAUGUCCCCGAGCCGGAAGCGAGGAACCAUCAGCGCGACAAUUCGAACGGUGAUGCUAAGCUGACUUUCAAUCGAAUACGGAAUAAAGAUGAGUCCAGCGUUCUGAGCUCGGCACAUACCUCACCAAGGAUACCCUCCAGAGCCCCGUCAGUCGAUAGCGGAUCUUCAGAAGACGAUCAGCCUGGCUUCCGCGAUGGCUCGGCAACGAAACGAUCGACCCUCGAAACGCGUCGCCCAAUCGAUGUUAUCCAUUCGCACAAGCGGAAAGUCCCCAAAUCGGACUCCGAGGAUGAGGAGCACGCUCGGAAAGUUCGCCGCCAGCGUACGGCCAGCGUCGGGCUGGACGCAGACCGUAGGCAGAGAGAUCGUCGGCCGUCCACCUCGAAAGCGCAAUAUCUGCAAGCUCAGUAUCGCUCUCCAUCUCCGCCUUUGCGAUCGCCUAGGUCUCACCGCAGAAGUGCCUCGACCCAGUUUUCGUCGUCAACUGGGUUGAGCAUGAAGAAGAAACGCCUACCGCCGCCUCUGCAGCCAACGGAUCAGUCAGACGAAUCCUCCGCUAGUGGAAGCCCCUACCCCCGCAAGCCCAAAGCCAGGAGUUUGGCAGCCUCGAGCAUGGCGGAGACCACCGCUUCUCCAGCUAAAACCACAACGCACAAGAAACACCUUGAUGCCCAUGGGAGAACGCUACUCGCCCGUGCCUGUGCGAAAAGCGAAUUCGAAAUUGCGAAGCAACGCUUGCGAGACAGCCCAGAGGAUCUCAACAUUGCCGAUUAUGCGGGCAAUACACCUCUUCAAAUCGCGGCCCUCAACGGUUGUGAGGACAUUGUCAAGCUUCUGAUCGACGCUGGUUGCAAUCUGGAUUGUGUCAAUUAUGAUAAAGAAACACCUUUGCUCGAUGCGGUCGAAAACGGUCAUUUUGAGGUCAUCAAACUCCUGCUCGAUGCAGGCGUUAACCCCAGAAAGGCCAAUGCCUAUGGCAGGGAGCCUAUUGAUCUGUUGAGCGAAGAGGCUGAUGACUAUGACGAGAUUCGUGAGGCGCUGAACGAAGCGAGGAAACGAUUCGGGGGGCGGACAAAGACAUCUGAAGACAGGCAUUCCCACAUUGACAAGAAUGAGGGAUGUGAUAGCCCCCGGCGGUCGCCUCAACCAACCAAUAGCGCAUCAAAUCGUCGGGGAGGCACGGUCAGAUCCACCAAGACUCGGAACGAUCUUUUGUAUCAGCCGCUCGACGACAAAACGUUACUGCAGGCCGCCGGCAGGGGGGACGAGGAGAUGGUAGCCCGUAUCUUACAGGUGAAGGGGAGUUGCGAGGAUGCAGAACCUAUGGUGGCAGCAGCACGGGGGGGACACGACCUUGUUAUGCAAUUGCUACUGGGGCUAGGCGAGGCAAAUCCCGACCCUAGCCCGGUGUCCUCUCAGCCCGCUGAAUUUGCAACACCAAUUCUAGCUGCGAUUGGACAAGAGAACAUCAAGGUUUUGGAGUUGCUGAUUGAGCAGCCACAAGUCGACCCCACCAAGCGCUUUCGCGGCGAAACCUACUAUGAAAUUGCUCGACGCCGGCAGGGCACCAACUGGAAGGACGAAGAGCAAAUGCUCAAAAACGCAUACGAUGCCUUCAAGUCAUCUGCAAAGACAAAGUCACCGGGUCGCCGAGGUCGGGAGAGGGACAGAGAUGAGAAGCGGCUAAAGAAGAAUGAUCGAUCUGAUCUUGUCUCAGGCAACCAUCACUCUCGCAGUCCCUCGCGUGAAGGGGAAGCCCCGAGACGCUCGGCCAAGGCCACCAGUCCACACCAAUCGCGUAAACCCGAGCAGCACUCCAACGUUAGCGAUGAGAGACGCGUACGGAAGAGAGAUGAGCGCACGAUGCCUGCCAACGCGUCUGAUCAGGAUACGGCGGCCAGGCAGUACGCUCUCAAGGCGAGACGCACUGAGUCUGAAAUUGCGCUCUCUUCCGAAGGCGAGACGUCUAAGCCUAGGCGCAAGCUUGUAUCGAAAGGGGCCCUGCGAGGAGAACGGGACACCCAUAGGCGCCCCAGCGUCACCUCGAGCGCGUCUGCCAUCCAAGAGCAUUCUAGUCCGCAUGAGAACCGCCACGACGAUGCGCCCGACAAGACUAAAUUUACUGAGAAGUACCAUGAUAGAGCGAAGGCACUCAAGCGAGAGGAGUCCAAAGAUUCUUCGAACACACAUGACGGCGCGAUCAAAAGACAUCGCAACAGUCUGACUCCCGACAGACCAGCAAACGGAGACAAAAGCCAAGGCGAGGUUCCAAUCAAACGUCGCAAACCAGAAACCGAAACCUCAGAAAAGCAGAAGCGGGCAAAACGCCCGCUUUCCCAGAGCGGGGCUAGGGACACUUCGAACAGCACUUUCUCUCAGGCAAAGUCCGCACAGUCCAGCAGUCGACGGGAACACGACUUGCCCACUGGCGACAAACCCGGGGAUUCCAAGACACAGUCAGACGACGCGUCCGUCCGAAUCAAAGCAGAAGAUACCGAUGUCGAUAUGCCGGACGCUGAAUCUCGCCCGGAACAUGUUGCCGCAAGCGUUGAGACCGAGAACAAUGACAAGAGAGCGGCAACCGCGACCUCGUCAGAGGUAUCACAGAAUCAGCCGAACCCAGACGUUCGACGCGAUAACGGCAAUGCAACAGACGACCGGGAUCAACUGGGCAAUUGUCAUCAAAGCAAAGAAGAAGAGCAUCGCGCCGAUUUAUCCAACCAAAGAGAGAACGAGGACAAGAAGCGUAAGGAGGACCUGGAGCGAAUGCACCAGGAAGAAAUGCGCAAGCAACGCGUUGCCGAGGAGAAAGCCCAGCGCGAAGCCGAGGAAAAGGCCCGCCGCGACAAAGAGGAGGCUAAGCGCGUCGAAGCCGCCCGGAAGCGUAAAGAGGCGGACGAGCAAAAGCGCCGUGAAGAGGAGGUGCGACUACAGAGGGAGCGGGAGGCUGCCGAAGAGAUUCGGCGUUUGCGUGAGGAAGAAGAGCGUCGUGAGCGUGAGCGUCGUGACAAGGCACACCGCGAAGAGGUGGAGCGCAAGCGGGCAGCUCGCGAGGCGGAACAAAGACGCCUACGGGAGGAGCACGAAGCUGCCCGCCUGGACAAACUCCCUCCAUUGUUGCGCUGGCUCGACACGUGCCCCAACCCAAAACUACCUGCGUUGGCCGACAAGUUCAGAACGCUGCAGGGAGUACGCUACGACACCAUUCGCCCAGAAUUCAACCAUACGGCGGAGGGUCGAGAGCAAUGGGUUCUGAACACUCACGCGGCGCUUCUACUGGGCGAACAGGAUCUAAGUCUCACAAGAUACACUGACUGGCAGCGCGUCCCUGUCUCCAACCUUGCCAAAAUCACCCUUUGGCGGAUCGAGAGUCUCCUAUACUCGUUGUUGGACAAAAAGACUUGGGAACUGGGUCAGCAGUUGCCCCACUACUACGAAGGCGCGAGUCCUCUCUCAAUGUCCUUGCCUGCUAGGGAGAGGCUGCGGGAGGCUGCUUGGGAAAGGUUCCGCAACAUGGACUUGUUCUUUGUCAGGGUGUCCGAUUUACUGUAUACGAUACCCAACAUUCCUCAUUUGCGCAACACCAAGAUUGUGGUCACGUAUCGUGAACUGAUCGAGAACGAUACCCAACGGCUGGGAUGGGUACCAGCGCAGAAGUGGAAGCAUGAUCCCGACGCGAACAGGUAUGGCGGUUUCUUCGCCCCGCGCAACAAGUACUAUAUCACCGGACGCCUCGUUGGCGAAGAUAUGCCACAGCCGGCCGAAACGAGCCCAGUACCGUUUCCCGAACAACCAGUGCCUCGUCGGGGUCUGAUACAGGUGUUCCCUAGUGAUCCGGACUAUACACAGCGAUGUCUGGACCAGGGACUGGAGCAUCUUGUAAACAGACCCAAGCAGCAUCUGAUUCCUAACGGGGUUCACUCACCGCCCAUCAGCCAUCGGGCUGAUACACCAAGCGCAGAGGCAGAGGAUGACGCACACGCUGAGUCUCUCAACGAGUCGCGUUCAAUUAUGAACGGGUACAUCUCAAAUGGCCUCACUUCGAAUGGUCACUGA